Rhinichthys klamathensis goyatoka is the source of this 1181-nucleotide messenger RNA. RefSeq lists its product as uncharacterized. NCBI's taxonomy places the organism in Eukaryota, Metazoa, Chordata, Actinopteri, Cypriniformes, Leuciscidae. The transcript has 8 exons. Gene Ontology annotation, biological process: interleukin-15-mediated signaling pathway; T cell activation; positive regulation of ERK1 and ERK2 cascade. The coding region runs from base 45 to 1133 and encodes 362 amino acids. Gene Ontology annotation, molecular function: protein tyrosine kinase binding; MHC class II protein binding. Gene Ontology annotation, cellular component: external side of plasma membrane; membrane raft. The record is from RefSeq and is a predicted model, not a curated record.
GCUGUAACUAUAUAUAAUGAAGAGGAAGACGGACAGAAACAGAAAUGGCUGAUAAGUGGGAUCUGUGUCUGCUGGGACUGAUCGUUCUCUCUUCACUUCUCACAGGAACCAGUGGAGUGCAUGUGUUCAUCAGUUCUGGUGUAAAUGUCUCUCUGUCCUGUAAUAAUGAUCUUUCUGACUGCAAAUCAACAUCAUGGAUCUACUAUAACAGCUUCAGAGAUUCAUGGAGAGUUGAACUGAUUACUGGAGGGAUAAAGAAUAAAGACACAGAGAGACAUGAGAGACUGAGUCUGGAGUCUGACUGCUCUCUGAACAUCAAGAACGUCACAGGAGAAGAUUAUGGAUUAUACAGAUGCAGACAAUAUGUGAAUGGAGAACAACAAGGAACUGAUGCACAUGUUUCUCUGCAUGUUCUUCAUGUUUCAGUGUCUUCAUCAUCAUCAUCAGCUUCAUCAUCAUCUUCAUCCUCACAGACUGAGAUCAGUCCAGGCCGCUCUGUGACUCUCUCCUGUCAGUUGUAUUCAUAUACUGGAUUCUUCUGUGAUGAUCGGGUUCGUUCAGAGGGAUUUGAGCUGUUGUGGGUGAAUCAGACUGGUGUUGAUCUGAAGACAGACUCCAGAUAUCAGAUAUUAUCAUCAUCAUCAUCAUCAUCAUCUCCAGAUCACUGUAUCCUCACUCUGACUACAACACUCCUGAAUGAAGAUGACAACAGAGAGUGGAGAUGUCAGCUUAUUCGCAGAGAUCAACUCAAGACCUCAGUCACAUACACUGUCAAGUAUUCAGCUCAAGCUGAUUCAACGACAGCAGUGAAUCCAGUCCACAUCACACACUCUCAGGAUCCCUCAACUAUAAACACACACGUUUCUAAAGCUCAAGCUGAUUCAACGACAGCAGUGAAUCCAGUCCACAUCACACACUCUCAGGAUCCCUCAACUAUAAACACACACGUUUCUAAAGCUGAUCCAGCAUCAGAAACUGCUGGAUUAUUAUACAGAGUGAUUGUGAGUAUUGUUGAGAUCGCAGUGUUUGCUGCUCCUACUGUGAUUCUUCUUCAGAUCAUCUGUGCAAGAAGAGCUGGGAGGAAGGACUCGAAGCGCCCGGAGGAAAUAGAGAUGCCCACAAUAUUACAAUAAAACACGGAUGAGUUCAGAAUCUGCAGCAAUAUUUACAAUAGCAGAAAC